This is a messenger RNA of Trichoderma aggressivum f. europaeum, 1851 nucleotides long. Its product is annotated as CAZyme family AA3. The transcript has 4 exons. Bases 1 to 1851 code for a protein of 616 amino acids. Lineage: Eukaryota; Fungi; Ascomycota; Sordariomycetes; Hypocreales; Hypocreaceae. The record is from RefSeq and is a predicted model, not a curated record. Gene Ontology annotation, molecular function: oxidoreductase activity, acting on CH-OH group of donors; flavin adenine dinucleotide binding.
AUGUCUACUCACAAAGAUGGGACCGAAUACGACAUUAUAAUUGCUGGAGGGGGCACCGCGGCCUGUAUUGUAGCCGGCCGGCUGGCGAAAGCAGAUCCCAAUCUAUCGAUCCUCAUUGUCGAGCGUGGCAAGAACAAUUUAAAUGAUCCAAAUGUCGUCAAUGCCUCCAGAUAUCUCACCCACCUAGCUCCAAACUCCCAAACGUCCAUCGCCUACAAAGCUAACAAAACGGCUGAUCUGAAUGGUCGGGAGCCCAUCGUGACGACUGGAGGCCUUCUUGGCGGGGGUUCAUCCAUCAAUUUUGCAAUGUAUACACGAGCAUCGGGCGUUGAUUACGAUUCCUGGAAUACUGAAGGAUGGGAUGCAAAAAGCUUACUACACUACGCAAACAAGUUGGAGACGCAUCACCUUGACCAUCCUUCAGUUGACAAGAGCGUGCAUGGGUAUGAUGGCCCAAUCAAUGUCUCCUUUGGCUGCUACAGCGCCAAAGAAGCGCAAGGCGACAUACUAGCUGGUGCUGAGGCUGUUGGGCUUCCCGAGAUUCCAGACUUGCAAGACUUCAAGACUGUCGGUGGCUUCUCUCGAUGGCUGCGAUAUGUUUCGCCCGAUGGCAAGCGACAGGAUACGGCGCAUCGUUAUGUACACCCUCUUAUGGCUUCGGGAAAAUACCCCAACCUUCAUCUGCUCGUCGAAAGCACCAUCAGCCGUGUCAUUUUCGAAGGCAAUCGAGCUGUUGGCGUGGAAUAUUUGCCAACUGCAUACAACCAACCUGUCGCCAAUUUUACCAAGGGGCCGCCGCUAACUAUUAAGGCGAGAAAGCUUGUCGUGGUAUCAGCGGGGGCUCUUGGAACACCGCUGAUCCUUGAGCGAUCUGGAGUUGGCAAUGCUGAAUCGCUUAAGAAGCUGGACAUUCCCGUCGUUGCUGAUCUACCAGGCGUUGGUGAGGAGUAUCAGGACCACAACCUGAUCUUUUACAAAUACAGGACCACGUUGAAGACCGAUGAGACACUUGAUGACUUGAAUCGAGGCACAGUAGACUUUGACGAGGCGGUUGAGAAAAAGAACCCCGUCAUUACCUGGAACGGGAUCGAUCUAGCAGCCAAACUUCGUCCAACAGAUGAAGAAGUUGCACAGUUGGAUCAAGAGUUCCAAGACCACUGGAAUCGUGACUUCAAAGAGCAAAAGGAGAGACCCUUGAUGCUCCUAGCCGUCGUCAAUACUUACCUUGGCGACUACAAGACUUUGCCUGAAGAACAAAGUGGGCCGUCUCAGUACCUCUCCAUUGGCAUGUAUACAGGCUAUCCGUAUUCUCGCGGCGACAUUCACAUCACCUCCAAAGACCCCGACGCACCACCUUCCUUCAACACAGGCUUCCUCUCCAAGAGGGUAGAUGUGACAAAGCAACUUUGGGCAUACAAGAAGCAGCGAGAGAUUUUCCGUCGCACGAAUGGGUUUAUAAGCGAACUUGCCGUGGCACAUCCUAACUUCCGUCGCAGCAGCAAAGCUGCUCUGCGAACCGAGCCUGAAGUCAAGGAUGGCUUCAAGGCGCUUGAAGACAGAAAACUUCUACCACCAAUUGAGUACGAUGAAGAAGACGACAAGGCUAUUGAAGACUUUAUCCGGUCAAACGUUGAAACGACGUGGCAUUCUCUGGGAACUUGUAAGAUGGCGCCAAAGGAGAAAGGCGGUGUUGUGGACAAGCAUCUCAACGUCUAUGGUACAGUUGGGUUGAAGCUUUGCGAUCUCUCAAUUGCACCCGAGAAUGUUGGCGCCAAUACGAACAACUCGGCCCUUAUUAUUGGAGAAAAGGGAGCGGAUAUCAUAGCGAAAGAACUUGGGCUGGUAUUGUAA